Molecule: messenger RNA, 1038 nt
Organism: Pestalotiopsis fici W106-1
Lineage: Eukaryota; Fungi; Ascomycota; Sordariomycetes; Amphisphaeriales; Sporocadaceae
Exons: 3
Coding region: 1-1038 (345 amino acids)
Molecular function (GO): hydro-lyase activity
Source: RefSeq, a predicted model, not a curated record
AUGGUGGCAGAAUCAAAGGCCCGGGUCCUCAUUAUUGGAACUGGAGGUGUCGGUACCAUGACUAUCUAUGCUCUAGAAAUCGGGGCCAAGGCCGAGGCGACCGCGGCGUUGCGAUCCAGCCAUGAAGCUAUCAUGAAGAACGUCACCAGCAUCGACUCUCUAGAGCAUGGACAGGGCAUCAAGGGCAUUGACGAGAUUGGACGCAAGACGCCUCUUUUGGUAGACUUGAAAACGAGUGGAGAGAACUACAUGACGGAUUUUCACAACUCGGGUGGCAUGUCUGUACUUUUGCGCGAGCUGAAAUCUUUGCUAUACCUUGACGCCAUGACCAUCACUGGGCGGACACUCGGACAAGAACUAGCAUCAGCAACAAUCUUGUCAAUUCCUACAGACUUAAGCAUUGUACGACCUUUUGACGAGCCGCUUUACCCAGCAUCGUCUCUGGCCGUGCUUAGGGGAAAUCUGGCACCAGGUGGUUGUGUCAUCAAGGCAAGCGCUUCCAAAGUAAGACGACUACUAAAGCAUUCUGGGCGUGCCGUCGUUUUUGCCAACUCGGCAGAUCUGGCCGCACGCAUAGAUGAUCCCCAUUUGGACGUUACUGCAGACGAUGUGCUCGUCCUAAAGAAUAUCGGCCCUAUCGGAAACCCCGGAAUGCCUGAGGCGGGUGUCAUCCCCAUCCCUCGAAAAUUGAGCUCCCAGGGCGUGAUGGAUAUGCUGCGGAUAUCAGAUGGACGCAUGAGCGGAACGGCUGGAGGCACCAUUAUCCUCCACGUGUCGCCUGAAGCCGCUGAUCCAAAGUCUGUUUUGGGCAUCAUCGAAACUGGUGAUAUUGUUACUUGUGAUCUUGACAGCAGAUCCAUCAACGUGAAUCUUUCCUCUGAAGAAAUUGAUAAACGACAGGCCAAGAGAAUGGAGGAACUCAAAACCGCGGAUGCGCCAUGGAUGAGUCGAGAAGCCACACGAGGUUACAGAGGACUAUACAUGAGAACGGUCAAUCAAGCCGAGGAAGGCGCAGAUCUUGAUUUUCUUAGGGCCUAG